AAUGCAGUUCCUACUCGGAACGAUUUCGGACGUACGCGCUGUGGAACGGCCGCCGCAUUUUCAAAAGUAUGGCAGCUCAGAUGGCAGCAACCAAGGUUCCAGAGGUGCGUGAUAUCACCAGAAUUGAGAGAAUCGGUGCACACUCUCAUAUUCGCGGCCUCGGAUUGGAUGAUGCCUUAGAACCUCGUCAGGUGUCCCAGGGGAUGGUCGGCCAGUUGGCUUCCCGUAGGGCAGCAGGUCUCAUUCUGGAGAUGAUCAAAGAUGGGCACAUCGCCGGCCGGGCCGUUCUCAUCGCCGGCCAGCCGGGCACUGGGAAGACCGCCAUCGCCAUGGGCAUUGCGCAGUCCCUCGGCACGGACACACCCUUCACAGCGCUCGCCGGCAGCGAGAUCUUCUCCCUGGAGAUGAGCAAGACGGAGGCCCUGAGCCAGGCUUUCCGGAAAGCCAUCGGCGUUCGGAUCAAGGAGGAGACGGAGAUUAUCGAGGGAGAAGUCGUAGAGAUCCAGAUCGACAGGCCCGCUACUGGAACGGGGGCAAAGGUGGGCAAAUUGACCCUAAAAACAACAGAAAUGGAAACUAUUUAUGACCUGGGCAGCAAAAUGAUUGAGAGUCUCAGUAAGGAGCGGGUGCAAGCAGGGGACGUGAUCACGAUCGACAAAGCCACUGGGAAGAUCACGAAGCUGGGUCGCUCCUUCACCCGAGCCCGCGACUACGACGCCAUGGGGGCGCAGACGCAAUUUGUCCAGUGCCCAGAGGGGGAGCUGCAGAAGCGCAAGGAGGUCGUGCACACGGUGUCGCUCCACGAGAUCGACGUCAUCAACAGUCGAACACAGGGCUUCCUAGCUCUCUUCUCAGGUGACACCGGCGAGAUCAAAUCGGAGGUCCGGGAACAGAUCAACGCCAAAGUUUCUGAGUGGAGAGAGGAAGGGAAAGCAGAGAUCAUCCCAGGGGUCCUCUUCAUCGACGAGGUGCACAUGCUGGACAUGGAGUGCUUCUCCUUCCUGAACCGUGCUUUAGAGAGUGACCUGUCACCUGUACUCAUCAUGGCCACCAACCGAGGCAUCACCAGGAUCCGCGGGACGAACUACCAGAGCCCUCACGGGAUCCCCAUCGACAUGCUGGACCGCCUGCUGAUCAUCGCCACCUCGCCCUACACUGAGAAGGAGACCCGGCAGAUCCUCAAGAUCCGGUGUGAGGAGGAGGACGUGGAGCUGAGCGAGGAAGCCCACACGGUCCUGACCCGCAUUGGCUUGGAGACUUCGCUCCGCUAUGCAAUCCAGCUGAUCAGCACCGCCGGCCUGGUGUGCCGGAAGCGCAGGGGCACCGAGGUGCAGGUGGAGGACAUCAAGCGUGUGUACUCGCUCUUCCUGGAUGAGUCUCGCUCCUCACAGUACAUGAAGGAGUAUCAGGACUCCUUCCUAUUCAACGAGACCCAGGGAGCUCAAAUGGACACCUCCCAAUGACGUGGACUUCCUGACUGAUUUUAUACAUUUUUUUCUUGAAGGUUUUUUUUGUGUUUUUUGUUUUUGAAGAUUGACAGUAUCAGCACCUCACUGUAAUAUUCUGCCUUUCGGGGGUGGGGGGUCACUUUGACAGCUGUUUAAAAUGCUGUGAAUGGCUUUUUUAAACCCCCACUCUAGUCCCCCUGGUCUUGUUUUACAAGUUUGUGUUGCAAGCUUAAGUAUAGGCUUUAGUGAAUCGUUUUCUUCCCGUCUUAAAUGUACUUUCCUAAAAAAAACGAAUGAAAAUAAAAACUGAAACAUCUCUG
Paramormyrops kingsleyae is the source of this 1768-nucleotide messenger RNA. It is a transcript of the gene ruvbl2, whose product is annotated as RuvB-like AAA ATPase 2. NCBI's taxonomy places the organism in Eukaryota, Metazoa, Chordata, Actinopteri, Osteoglossiformes, Mormyridae. Gene Ontology annotation, molecular function: ATP-dependent activity, acting on DNA; ATP binding; ATP hydrolysis activity. The record is from RefSeq and is a predicted model, not a curated record.